Messenger RNA from Mucor mucedo, 1101 nucleotides. RefSeq lists its product as uncharacterized. The transcript has 6 exons. The record is from RefSeq and is a predicted model, not a curated record. Bases 98 to 1063 code for a protein of 321 amino acids. Gene Ontology annotation, cellular component: oligosaccharyltransferase complex. Lineage: Eukaryota; Fungi; Mucoromycota; Mucoromycetes; Mucorales; Mucoraceae.
AUUUCCAUAGCCAAUAAUAAGCUGCAAACGAAAAAUAAGAGGCAAUAUAAUAACGCUACAAGUAUUUUUCUUUUUUCUGUCCAAAUAACUAAAAACGAUGAAGAAACCCAUUUCAUUUUUGUUGGCGUUUAUUCAACUGCUUUUUAUUGGACUUGUUUCAACACAAGAUGUAAAGAAGGAGAAACUCAUGUCUCUUGCAGAUAGCAACACAGGCGUCAUCAAGUUAAACUCUAACAGUUACGAACGAUUCACCGAAGGAAAGCGUAAUUAUGGACUUGUUGUCUUGUUAACUGCUCUCGACUCACAGUUUAACUGUGUACCUUGUCGUGAGUUUGACCCUGAAUAUACUUUGGUUGCAAAGACUUUCCAAAAGAACAAGGCUAACAAGCAACUCUUUUUCGGUCACUUGGAUUUCAAGGAUGGCCAAGCUGUUUACCAAAAGCUCAAGAUCAUGUCUGCACCCAACGUUUUCUAUUUCCCUCCCCAAGAGGCUGGUGAAAAUAAGGAAUAUGUUAAAUACGAUUUAGCCAGAAGUGGAUUUACUGCCGAGAGCUUUGCAGAAUUUUUAAGCAAGGAAUCAGGCCAUAAAGUCACUGUGAGUCGACCCGUCAAUUAUUUACACCUCGCCACCAAAGUCUUUUUAGCAGUAGGCGCCGCCGCUGUACUUAAGCUUAUCUAUCGUCACUUUGGAUUUAUCUUUUACCACAAAACCACUUGGACUGUCAUCUCCAUCUUGAUUGUUUUGACCAUGAAUUCUGGUUACAUGUGGAAUCGUAUUCGUACCCCUCCCUUCGUUAUGCCCGGUAAGAACGGAGAGGUGAAUUAUAUUGCUUCAGGUUUCUCUACACAAUUGGGUGUUGAACCACAAAUCGUUGCUAGUAUAUAUGGUAUUCUUUCCUUCUCUCUUCUCGCAUUAAUCAAGUCUGUGCCUAGUUUCGAUGACAGCACACGUCAAAGAUUCGGUGUUUAUAUUUGGACUGUAUGUAUUAUUUUCGUCUUUAGUAGUUUAUUGGCCAUCUUCAAGAUCAAGAACGGUGGAUAUCCAUUCAAACUCUUACUCUAAAUAUAAUACCUUCCUUUUUUUUCAUGUAACAAUGUGGU